AUAAACAUCUAGCAUUAUAUAUAUUAGAUUAUUUUGAUAUAUCUUCCUAUUCUUCUUCAGGAACACGAUAUCGUUUAAUUAAUUGUUUAGUACAUAUUGUUACAUUAUUAAUUAAUCAUCCAGAUCUACAUAAAUAUCAAUAUAAAGGUAUUGCAUAUCGUGGUUUAUUAAUGAACGAAAAUGAUUUAAAAGAUUAUAUUAUUGGAAAACAUGUAUUAAAUCGAUCAUUUGUAUCAACAUCAAAAAAUCGUAAAACUGCUCAAGUAUUUGCUGAUAAUAGUCAACAAACUUUAACUCAAGUAUCUGUUUUAUUAAAAUAUACAAUUAAAUUAAAUCAAACAGCUAUUGAUAUUGAAGACAUAUCAACGAUACAAGAUGAAGAAGAAGUGUUAGUAUUACCAUUUUCAGUAUUUAAAAUUAAAAAUAGAAUUGAAAAUAAUCCAGAAAUGUGUCUACCAGUAUUAGUUGAAAUUGAUUUAGAAGAAUGUGAAGAUAAUGAACAAAUAAAUCAUGAAAACAAGAACAGUGAGUAA
Messenger RNA from Rotaria sp. Silwood1, 533 nucleotides. The record is from the annotation of a GenBank genome assembly. NCBI's taxonomy places the organism in Eukaryota, Metazoa, Rotifera, Eurotatoria, Philodinida, Philodinidae.